UCGAUGGCUUCUCAUCUCGUUCGACAACGUGCGGGGCAGGAGCGUCUUCUCCGGGAAGCAGGGCAUUUCAGAGGAUAAGGAAGGGCACCAACCGGCAGUGAUGGAUUUGAACUCUACAGUGAACGAAAGUGGUUUUAGGGAGCGUGACCAAUCAACAAGAGUUCUCACUGGCUGCUUCCUGUCCCUCCUUAUACUAUCCACCCUGCUAGGGAAUAUGCUAGUCUGUGCAGCAGUCACCAAAUUCCGUCACCUCCGCUCCAAAGUCACCAAUUUCUUUGUCAUCUCCCUGGCUGUAUCUGAUCUUCUAGUGGCCAUCUUGGUCAUGCCUUGGAAGGCUGUGACAGAAAUUACUGGUUUCUGGCCAUUUGGUUCAUUCUGUAAUGUCUGGGUGGCCUUCGAUAUAAUGUGCUCCACUGCAUCUAUUCUCAACCUUUGUGUUAUUAGCGUAGACCGAUAUUGGGCCAUUUCUAGCCCGUUCCGCUAUGAGCGGAAGAUGACUCCCAGGGUAGCGUUCGUGAUGAUCAGCGCAGCCUGGACGCUAUCCGUGCUCAUCUCUUUCAUUCCCGUUCAUCUUAAAUGGCACAAGGCUCCUCCCACAAACCUCUUGCUGCCAAACGCGUCCCGCAGGGCCCAUCGGACGGACAACUGCGACUCCAGCCUCAACCGCACCUAUGCCAUCUCCUCCUCGCUUGUCAGCUUCUACAUCCCUGUGGCCAUCAUGAUUAUGACAUACACACAGAUCUACCGGAUCGCCCAGAAGCAGAUUAGAAGGAUCACGGCAUUGGAGAGGGCUGCCGAGAGCGCCAAGAUUCGCCACGAGGGCACGGCCAGUGCCCCUAGCGCAGAUCCGGAGAGCUCCUUUAAGCUGUCCUUCAAAAGAGAGACGAAGGUGUUGAAGACGUUGUCAGUCAUAAUGGGAGUGUUUGUGUGCUGCUGGCUGCCCUUUUUUGUCCUGAAUUGCGUGGUACCAUUUUGCGAGCGUGACCAUGCUGCUGGUGCUGACGUCCACGCCACAUGCGUCAGCCCCACCACCUUUGAUGUGUUUGUCUGGUUCGGGUGGGCAAACUCCUCUCUCAACCCCAUCAUAUAUGCCUUCAAUACAGACUUUCGCAGGGCUUUUGCUUUGCUCCUGGGCUGCCAGAGAGUCUGUCCAGGGAAGAACAUGAUGGAGACGCCUUGUCUGAAGCAGCAACUGAAGAAGCACUAUACUGCAUUGCUCUCGUCCUCUGUUGGGCCAGAUGGGCCACUGGCAAGAAAACAAACCUGCUCUAAAAUGCAGCCAGUGUCACAACACUUAGUGCAAGAAAAAGCAUCUGGACAAGAGGGUGAAGGGAUUUGGGAUUAAAACUCUUG
Molecule: messenger RNA, 1353 nt
Organism: Electrophorus electricus (electric eel)
Lineage: Eukaryota; Metazoa; Chordata; Actinopteri; Gymnotiformes; Gymnotidae
Gene: drd1a
Product: dopamine receptor D1a
Biological process (GO): G protein-coupled dopamine receptor signaling pathway; positive regulation of MAPK cascade; adenylate cyclase-activating adrenergic receptor signaling pathway
Cellular component (GO): plasma membrane
Molecular function (GO): dopamine neurotransmitter receptor activity, coupled via Gs; G protein-coupled receptor activity
Source: RefSeq, a predicted model, not a curated record